Nyctereutes procyonoides (raccoon dog) is the source of this 939-nucleotide messenger RNA. Its product is annotated as olfactory receptor 6C6-like. The coding region runs from base 1 to 939 and encodes 312 amino acids. Gene Ontology annotation, cellular component: membrane. Gene Ontology annotation, biological process: G protein-coupled receptor signaling pathway. Gene Ontology annotation, molecular function: olfactory receptor activity; G protein-coupled receptor activity. NCBI's taxonomy places the organism in Eukaryota, Metazoa, Chordata, Mammalia, Carnivora, Canidae. The record is from RefSeq and is a predicted model, not a curated record. The transcript has a single exon.
AUGAGGAAUCAGUCAACAAAGAUCGAGUUCAUUCUCCUGGGACUGACCGAUGACCCACAACUACAAAUUGUGAUUUUUACGUUUCUCUUCAUCAACUAUGUGCUGAGCAUGACCGGAAACUUGACCAUCAUCCUUCUCACCCUGCUACAUCCCAGCCUCAAGACUCCCAUGUAUUUUUUCCUCCGAAAUUUCUCCUUUAUGGAAGCUUCACUGACAACAGUCUGUAUUCCCAGAUUCCUGAUAAGCCUCAUGACUAAAAACAAAGUCAUUUCCUACGAUGGUUGUGCAUCUCAGUUAUUCUUUUUCCUCCAAUUAGAAAUUGCAGAAUUUUACCUGCUGGCUGCCAUGUCCUUUGACCGUUAUGUAGCAAUCUGCAAACCCCUGCACUACCCGAUCAUCAUGAACAAUAAAAUAUGCUACCAACUCCUGUUCAGCUCAUGGGCCGUGGGCUUUCUGCUGUCGUUUUCACCAUUGGCUGUGGGCCUCACGCUGGAUUUCUGUGCUUCCAGAGUAAUCGAUCAUUUCAUGUGUGACAUUUCCCCUGUGCUGCAGCUUUCCUGCACUGACACUCGUUUCUUGGAAUUGCUUUCGUUUGCCUUAGCUAUUGUAACACUUCUGGUGACCUUACUGUUACUGAUUCUUUCCUACACAUACAUUAUCAAGACCAUUCUCAAGAUCCCCUCUGCUCAGAAAAGAACCAAGGCUUUUUCUACUUGUUCUUCUCAUAUGAUUGUGGUCUCCCUUACGUAUGGUAGCUGCAUCUUUAAUUACAUAAAGCCAACAGCGAAGGAAAGGGUGACUUUGUCCAAAGGUGUAAGUGUUAUUUAUACCUCGGUUGCCCCUUUAUUAAACCCUUUUAUUUACAGUCUCAGAAACCAGCAAGUUAAACAAGCCUUCAAGGAUGCACGCCAAAAGAUUUUCUCUCUUUCCAGAAAAUAA